UCUAAGAUGGCGUCAGUGCAGUUAACGGAUGAGGAGCUUUUCUCCGAACUGAAGCGCUUCGGCUUCACGCCGGGCCCGGUCACCGAGAACACCCGCCCGGUGUAUCUGAAGAAGCUGAAGAAGCUCCGCGAAGAGCAGCAGCAGCGGGGCUCCCGGGCCGGGAAGACGCGCAGCACCGCGGCCGUCAACAGCAGCGCAGGCGGCGGCAACACGGCGGGAUUCAGGCCAGCCAGCCAUGACGUCACGCACCUGAGCUCCAACAGGAGACCGGGCCGGAAGUCUGCCGUCCUCGGCUUCAGCUCCGACGAGUCUGACGCCGAAACUCCACUGAGGAGAAAGGGCCUCAACCACAGCGGCAGGGCGGACCGGAGCCCCGCGUUCCAACAGCAGCCGAAGAUCAGGCCUGCCGCGACGCCGACCGGGGCGAACAAGAGCCAGUAUGGCGCCGGGAGUGCGCUGAAUAGCAGCGGCUCUUCCCCGGGUCCGGACGGACAGAGAGGGGUCUCGUUGGGCUGGGGGGUUCGGGCAAGAUCCAGCCCCGAGGCGGAAGGGAGGGAUUACGACGAAUCGGGAGACGAGGACGACUAUGAGGGGGGGACGGAGAAGAACUCUCGCUCUUUAAAUGGUUGCGGGGCGCCUCACUCGGUCACUAGCAAGUUAGCCGGGGAUUACUCAGACUCGGACGAGGAGGAGCUCGGGGCCCUUGGCGCCGAAGACCGGCGGCGGGACAGACUGGAGGCUCGGCGGAGCCACUCGAAAGCGGCGUUCGCCCGAGGGUCCCAGACGGGAGGGGCCGCCAGAGAGGUUAACCCGCCCGGGAGUCUAAACAUGGUGGGAAGUCGGAGGGAGGAGGGGGAGGAAGACGAGCUGAAGAGAAGGGACUCGGACCCGCCGGGAGCCUCGCGGAGCCGAAACUUUCCCAGGAAGUCCAUCUACGUGUCCCUCGCCGAGAACCACAGACGAGACGCCGGCAAGAACAACCACGUCGACAGCGAGGACGGCUCCCCCCGAAGCGGCGGCGGCUCCAACAGGUUCAGCAUCGGCUUGAGACCGCGCUUCACAAACUACAGCAGCCUGGCCCCGCCGUACCGGGGCAACCACUCCAACCACACCGCCCCCAACCACUCGUACAGCCAGGCAGCGCUGAAGCAGAAGCUGUCUGGGCCGGAGGACGAGCUGCUCCAGCAGUUCAAACGGGAAGAGGUGGCCUCCCCCGGCAGCUUCAGCGCCCACUACCUGUCCAUGUUCCUGCUCACCGCCGCCUGCCUCUUCUUUCUGCUGCUGGGCCUCAUGUACCUGAGGAUGAGGGGCUCUGGGGCCUCGGAGGCGGAUGCAGUCACUAGGAGCCACCCUUUUGGCAGCGACUUUGACUCGACUUAUGACAAGGCAGAUAAGGACCUGAUCCUGAACUUGCUGCUCAAUCUACACGACCAUCUGGCCAACAUCGCUGGCCAGCAUGACUGUGGAGACCAGAAGUGUCCAAACAGGAGUCUGUCCAUAGACGAGGCCGCCGCAUAUUUAACGGCCCAGAAUAAGGAGUUUGAGUACCUCGUUAUCAGUUCUCUGGAGUGGAUAGUCCGGACAGGACAGGACGUUGGGAUAAGGCUGACUGCACAGGUGGCCGAUGAACCAGUGACCGACGUGUCUGAGAUCUACAGGCUGGAGUCCACACAUCCCAAGAUGCCCUUCACGUGCCGCUUCCGUCGAGCCUUCCUCACUGUCAUCAGCAGAGUCUUCCUCAUCGCAGUUGUGGUAGGCUGUGUGUGGAGUGUGGUCUGCUAUGUCAAGUAUCGCUGGAGGAGAGAAGAGGAGGAGACGAGGCAGAUGUACGACAUGGUGGAGAGGAUCAUCGACGUGUUAAGGAGCCACAGUGAGGCUUGCCAAGAGAACCAGGACCUGCAGCCCUACCUGCCCAUCCCCCACGUCAGAGACUCCCUGGUUCAGCCUCAAGAGCGGAAGAAAAUGAAGAAGAUUUGGGAUCGGGCUGUGAAGUUCCUCUCAGCCAACGAGUCCCGCAUUCGAACAGAGUCUCAGAGGAUCGGUGGAGCAGACUUCAUGGUCUGGAGGUGGAUACAGCCUUCUCUCAAUUGUGACAAGAGCUCACUGAUGCCCUCUAAAGUCUGGCAGGGGAAAGCUUUCCCUCUGGACCGGAGGAAUUCACCCCCCAACAGCCUGACUCCAUGUCUGAAGAUCAGAAACAUGUUUGACCCAGUCAUGGAGGUCGGGGAGAACUGGGAUUUAGCCAUCCACGAGGCUAUCCUUGAGAAGUGCAGCGACAACGACGGCAUCGUCCACAUCGCUGUCGACAAGAACUCUCGAGAGGGCUGCGUCUACGUGAAGUGUCUCUCUGCAGAGCACUCAGGGAAAGCCUUCAAGGCACUUCAUGGCUCCUGGUUCGAUGGUAAACUGGUGACGGUAAAGUAUCUGCGUCUGGACCGAUACCACCAGCGCUUCCCACAGGCACAGGGCUCCAGCACGCCCCUGAGGGCCUCCAUCCUCCACCUGAAAGCCACGGGCACCACAGACACCGCAGCCAGCCCGCAGCAACAGUCAGCCAACUCUUCAGGCUUCUCAUGAGACGCCCAUGAGCAUUAGGUUGAGCGUCAUUUUCUUCUGCGCCCUCCCAGCGUCACAGCACCAGUCUGCUGCUGCUCCUUUGCUGCUUUAUAACGGGGAAGACUUCAGUCUGUGCUACGGGAGAGCUGGAUCUUUUUUUUUCGUUUGUUUAUUUUUUUUCAACACAGGAUAAUUGCAAGAAAAGCUAUUCUGCGUUGCAGUUGUUUGUUUUCUAUAAUCAUUGUAUUAGAAAUGUCAUGGAUUUAACAAGGAAGCCAAGCUCUUCUGGAAUAUUUAAGAUGUGUGCAGAUGCUCCAGCCCUCCCUCCUUCUCUUCCACGGUGCAACCAGCUCAUCCCAUGAUGGAAUUUAUCUGGGCACUGUAUAAAAAAACGGCUGCAUGUUUCAGAGUAUGCCUCUAUGUAAGCUUUCGAUACAACACAGCGUGGAUGUUGAUUUUCCUGAAGAUGUUCGAUGUACUCCUUGUUAUUAUUAUUACUCUGAUUAUUAUUAUUUUGUUAGGCGAGGGAGGCAUGAACAGAUAUGCAGCGGGUGUCCUGUAAAUACACGUGAAUGGUGGCACAAGCUUUAUUAUAACAUAUUUUCUAUUAAAAGCAAAACCAUAAGCUCAUAUUUUUUUUUGUUUGUUGCUUCUGCUGCUGCUCAUUUGCCACAGCAGAGUCCGUGUGUAUGCAGAGGCGACGAGUCCCUUAGCGGCUGCAGUAGCACAGAUGCACACAGUAAAGCUCAGGCUGUAGAACCGAGCCACAGUUACAGGGAGGAUUCCUUUGCUCCGUGUUUUCUAUGAACGGGCUUUUCUUUCCCUUUGUCCUUGAUUUUGAGCGAUUGUAACAAAAUCAGGGGGUGUACCUUUAACAGUCACCUGCAACUUUCUACUGCAGAUAUAAUCCAAUAUAUCCCAGAGUUAUUAUCACUUAUUACAUUUAUUAUUUACCUCUUUGAAGAUGGGUAAUGUUAUGCUGCCGGUUCGACCCCCUGCAUUGAAUUGGAGUUCCACACCUGUUCUCAUGCAAGCAGUGUGUGUGUGUCUUCAUCUUUUUUUUUUUGUGUGUGUGUACGUGACCAACAGACCAGACGAGGAAACUGAAGUCAGAACGUUUCGUGUUUCCUGUCGUGACGGAACCUGUUGAUCACACAGCACGAUGCUACCACGCUUUUUGUCAUAAGGAGUACUGUGAGAAUGUUGUGGGUUUGUAACACUCAAUUCUAAACACCCCCAGCCCCCUGUGAGGAGUCUUCACUGAACUUAGGGAUUCCUGAUCGCUUGUGUGUUUUACGGCACCUGUGUAUUCAGAAAAUGUUUUUUUUAAACUCCAGGAGAUGCUAGAAAUUAUGAAAUUUUUUUAAUGCAGUGAAUUGAAAGUUGGAUUCAGUAUUUGCAGUGUGAAAUUGUACAAAUGAUACACAUUUCCAAUGUUCAAAAUCUGCUGCGAUAGGUAGCAGACGACCCAACAGUGCCUUAAAUUUGUGCUUUUAAAAAAAAUAAAAAAGACUGGCACUGCAUUACUGGACAAUGUACUGGAUUUAAGAAACAGACACAGUUCAAAGGGUGAGUAAGGCCUGCCAUAGAUGUAGUUUUGUUAGUUUUACAUCUUCAGAUUUGGUAUUUUGUAGCAGUUUCCUUUGAUAUUAAACCAAAUGCUUUCUCUCUAUUUAUUUCAUUUUUUUUUAACAGCCAUGGUGAUGUACUAUUUCAAUGUCACUAUACCUGUUACAUAUGUGUCAAAACUUUAUUUCAUCAAGAAUCAAACCAUACAUCCACUUCCAAACAAAUGUCAGGAUGUGUAAAACAACAAAAUAAAGUGAACACUUAAAGAAAGAA
This is a messenger RNA of Limanda limanda (common dab), 4398 nucleotides long. It is a transcript of the gene lemd3, whose product is annotated as LEM domain containing 3. The transcript is spliced from 13 exons. Gene Ontology annotation, cellular component: nuclear inner membrane. The coding region runs from base 7 to 2577 and encodes 856 amino acids. NCBI's taxonomy places the organism in Eukaryota, Metazoa, Chordata, Actinopteri, Pleuronectiformes, Pleuronectidae. Gene Ontology annotation, molecular function: chromatin DNA binding. Gene Ontology annotation, biological process: negative regulation of BMP signaling pathway; nuclear envelope organization. The record is from RefSeq and is a predicted model, not a curated record.